Messenger RNA from Dacryopinax primogenitus, 2452 nucleotides. RefSeq names its product aconitate hydratase. Bases 1 to 2436 code for a protein of 811 amino acids. Gene Ontology annotation, biological process: tricarboxylic acid cycle. Gene Ontology annotation, molecular function: aconitate hydratase activity; 4 iron, 4 sulfur cluster binding. Gene Ontology annotation, cellular component: mitochondrion; cytosol. NCBI's taxonomy places the organism in Eukaryota, Fungi, Basidiomycota, Dacrymycetes, Dacrymycetales, Dacrymycetaceae. The record is from RefSeq and is a predicted model, not a curated record. The transcript has 10 exons.
AUGCUCUCAAGGGCUGCUCGGAGACGUUGUGCGCAGCGUCUCUCUACAAGGGAGAAGCAUCAGCGAUGCACGUUCGCAUCUCAUGUCGCCCCGCCUUCCACGGUUGAAUACAAUGCCCUUCCCCAGCGCGACUGCAGCAGCAUAACGCCUUCCUAUGCCACUCUCAUGCACCGGCUGGUCAGGGCACGGAAAAUCCUGGGCGACAGACCACUCACGCUAUCGGAGAAGAUACUGUAUUCGCAUUUGCAUGAUGUGGAACGUAGUUUGGCAGGUGGGGGAAGAAUAAGGGGAGAAAAAUAUCUGUUGUUGAGCCCCGAGAGGGUCGCCAUGCAGGAUGCCAGUGCACAGAUGGCCCUCCUGCAGUUUAUGACCUGCGGUCUCCAGCGUUCCGCUGUCCCCGUCUCAGUCCACUGCGACCAUCUCAUCCAAGCGCGUGUGGGCGCAUCCUCCGACCUCGCAUCCGCAUUAGACCAAUCGAAAGAGGUAUUUGACUUCCUCGAAUCCGCGUCACGCAAGUACGGUUUCGAAUUCUGGAAACCUGGGUCGGGGAUCAUACACCAGGUCGUGCUGGAGAACUAUGCCGCCCCGGGGAUGCUUAUGCUUGGGACGGAUUCGCAUACGCCUAACGCUGGUGGGCUGGGGAUGUUAGCCAUUGGGGUUGGAGGAGCAGACGCGGUGGACGCUAUGACUGGCACGCCGUGGGAACUGAAAGCCCCACUUGUCGUGGGCGUGCACCUGAAAGGGAAGAUGUCGGGAUGGACAACACCAAAAGACCUGAUAUUGCACCUCGCAGGGAAGCUUACCGUACGCGGCGGCACGGGAAGGAUUCUGGAGUACUUUGGUCCUGGUGUGGCUACCCAGUCAUGCACGGGUCUCGCGACGAUCGCCAAUAUGGGUGCCGAGGUGGGUGCGACGACGAGCACGUUCCCCUAUACCUCUCAGAUGAGAGAGUACCUCAAGGCCACGGGGAGGGAAGAGGUGUCUAGGUUCGCGGACGCCGCUGCUCAACAUGGCCUGCUGCAUCCCGACAAGGAUGCCGAGUACGACGAGCUUAUCGAGAUAGACCUGAGCGAUCUCGAGCCACAUAUUAACGGCCCUUUCACACCGGAUCUUGCUACCCCGAUUUCUAAGUUCGGGGAGCUCGUGAAGGAAAAGGGCUGGAAAGACGAAGUGACCGCUGGUCUGAUCGGGAGCUGUACGAACAGUUCCUAUGAAGAUAUGACAAGAGUAGCGAGCAUUGCCCGCCAGGCUAAGGAAGCUGGUCUUAAGACGAAGAUCCCUUUCCUUGUUACUCCGGGAUCGGAGCAGAUUCGUGCUACGAUCGAGCGGGAUGGGGUAACGGAGAGUCUGGAAGACGUGGGUGCUCUGGUGCUGGCUAAUGCUUGUGGUCCCUGUAUUGGCCAGUGGAAACGUGAAGAGCACAAGGGGGAGGAGAAUGCUAUCCUCACCUCUUUUAACCGGAACUUCCGUGGCCGCAAUGACGCCAACCCCAAAACAAUGAACUUUCUCGCCUCGCCAGAAAUUGUCACAGCGAUGUCCUUCGCUGGCCAGCUGUCGUUCAAUCCUAUGACUGACACCCUGGUCGACGUCUCUGGCAAGCCAUUUAAGUUCUACCCCCCUGUGGGGGAGACACUGCCAGAAGUGGGAUUCGCCGUUGGCAACCAGGACUAUCGUCCGUCUUCUGCCCCUUCACCACAGCCAGACGCGGAGAUCUUGAUUUCACCCACUUCCACGCGGCUUGAGAAGUUAGAACCGUUCGCGUCACAUUUUGGACCGAGCAAUCCGAGAGGGGACGAACUCCCUACGAUGCAGGUACUUAUGAGGGUGCGGGGGAAGUGCACGACGGAUCACAUUUCUGCUGCUGGCCCGUGGUUGAAGUAUAAAGGUCACUUGACCAACAUCGCUGAGAAUACUCUUAUCACGGCGGUGAAUGACGAGGGCGGCGAGGUGAACGUUGCCAUUGACUACGAGCCGGGACAAGACCCAGUCCAGGAGACUAUCCCGCACGUUGGCCAGCGGCUCAAAGCUCGCAAUCAGCCAUGGGCGCUUGUCGUGGACGAUAACUAUGGGGAAGGCUCGGCGAGAGAGCAUGCUGCGCUUCAGCCGCGCUUUUAUGGGUGUGCAAUGAUCGUCGCGAGGUCUUUUGCGCGGAUUCAUGAAACUAACUUGAAGAAACAAGGCGUACUUCCCUUGUGGUUUGUGGACAAGGAUGACUAUUCCAAGAUAGGAGCCGGUGACCGCAUCAACACCAUCGGGCUCGAUAAAAUCAUCGCCUGUGAUCCUUCCGCACAGGUCACGUUAGAAGUGACAAAACGGGACUCUGGCGAGGUGCUUCAGAUCCCUACGAAGCACACGCUCUCGGAAGAUCAGAUCGCUUGGCUGAAAGCGGGGAGUGCAUUGAACUUCAUCCGCGAGCAGAAGAUGGGUAGAUCAUAGCCGACUGUAGGAUAAC